This is a messenger RNA of Polychytrium aggregatum, 3059 nucleotides long. RefSeq lists its product as uncharacterized. Lineage: Eukaryota; Fungi; Chytridiomycota; Chytridiomycetes; Polychytriales. The record is from RefSeq and is a predicted model, not a curated record. Gene Ontology annotation, molecular function: protein binding; ADP binding. Bases 173 to 2845 code for a protein of 890 amino acids. The transcript has 2 exons.
CGUGGGAGAUCAGCGUUUUGCUUGGCUUCCGACCCUUUCUUAUGAGCUCACCAUGUGAUAUGAUCGUGAUUUGUUCAAUGGGAACCAUGUGUGGCUCUCCUAGACCGGAGACUCAAAGUUGCCGUUUCGGCCAUACGCCUACCCCGUCCCUGAUGGCCCGCUCUACAACAAAAUGAGAGAUGCUUUGGGUCGACUGUGUCAGCGACAGAUUGCCGAUAUCGACCCGGAGAAUAUCUUUUCGAUCGUAUACAACCUCCUCGAUGCCAUCGAUCCCGCCGCCGGCGCUAGUAUGGAUCCAAUCAAGCUGAGCAUGGGCCGACUGUACAUCCCUUCAGACCUACUUCUUCAGUCCGAAACGCUGCUCAAGAUCGAGUCCAGUAUUGUCAACCAAGGCGUCACAAUAAUCAGCGCCAUGGGCGGUAUGGGCAAAUCGGUUUUGGCCCGACAAUUCGUCCACAAUGCCGUCAAAACACAAUGCGCAUAUAGCAACGUAUUUUGGGUGACGUGCUCCUCUGUCGAAGCAGCGACCGAUGACCUUCUCUCGAUUGAGGAGUUUGAGGGCGUCGCUCACAAGGAUAUACUGGGCCAUGCCUCCAAGUUUUUCGAAGCCCAGAAGCGCUAUCUCCUGGUGAUUGACAAUGUCGACGAUAUCGAGGUGACCAACCAGGUCUUUGCCAAGCUCAAGCGAUUCGGAGGAGAUGUGUUGAUCACCACUCGCUAUGAAACCCUCCCGCCGGGCAAACUCCAGCGAGCGCUGGAGAUGACAAGCGGCUCCCGAAAGCAAAGUAUCCUCUCACUCGAAGUCUGGGACACCUCGAAGACAAAAGGCUACAUACUCUCUCGAUGCGACUCCUUGCACACUGCGGUCUCUACUCCUGCAGACAAGGUACACUUCGAGUCGCUCCUCUCUAUCAUCAAUGGCUAUCCUAUUGUGGUCGAGCAGUUCAUCUCUUACUACGAGGCGCGUCAGCCACCGCUCUCGGUAGUUGUAACGGACUUUAGCAAGAUUCUCUCGCAUCAAGGCUCCAAUGAAAGCGACGACGACGACCCUUCGAAGACGUGCUUGCGGGCCCUGGUCGAAUGGGCGCUCAGAUGGCUGAACGAGAAGCACACUUCUUUUGCAAGCACUGCAGUGAAGCUUUGUGGAGCUGUGGGGUAUUUGGAUUCCAGUUGGAUUCAGUUCCGGCUGCUUGAAAGUCUUAUCAAGCGAUUUGAUCCCACUUGCGAGCGACCGCCUGAUGUGAUAUACGCUAUGCAGCAGGUUGGGCUGCUUCGGCGUCGAUCGGGCGAUUCAUAUUACACGCACGGACUUGUCCAACAAGUCUCUCGAGAUCUGUGUACAAGUGGAAAUAGCAUGCAGGAAUAUGGGCUCGCAGAUGUCGUUCGGUCUACUGCGGAAGUACUGUGUGAAGUCGUCGGCAGUUUUCCGUUCAGCAAAAGCGCCCUUGAGAUUGGAAUCCAUCUACAGGCAUUUGCAUCCGUGACCUCUCCUAAGCAAUACGAUCAAGAGUAUCAAGUCAAAAUCGACUUGAUCAAUGCUGACUUGGCAUAUUCUCGAGGAUUGCUCCGAGUCUCCAAUCAAAUCUUGGUUCAAGCGAUCGAAAAAAUGGAGAUUUUCUACGGAACUAGAACACAGCCCUUGGUGGCCCAGGCAUAUCACCAACUGGGAAUCGUGGUCGAAGCGCAGGCCAAGUAUACGGACGCUAUACAGCACUUUCAGACUGCGCUGGCAAUCCGAGUCGAGUAUUACGGAACACGUGAACAUUCCUCGAUUGCCGAUAAUCUGAAUCAGCUUGGAAUGGUCACCCGAAAGGUUGCAAGCAUCCAGCAAGCCAAGGUCUACCACCAGGAAGCAAUCGAAAUUGCUGCAAAGUUGCCGGAAGCUGAGGGCCGCGAAGUUGAAAGCGGUGCACACUAUGCCAUGGGGGGAAUCGACAUGGCAGAAGGUCGAUACAACGACGCCUUCAGCCAUUAUUCCAAAGUUUUGGAGGCCGAAGUGCUGAAAUACGGUACGAGAAGUCAUCCUUAUGUCGCAGGAACGCUUCAUGCCCUUGGUGGCGUAAGUUUGGCUAUGGAGAAAUACAGCGAUGCCCGGGCAUACCACCAAGAGGCUCUCGAAAUCAAGAUUGCAAGCUACAACACGCGGAAGCAUACCUACGUAGCCACGUCAUUGCAUGCUUUGGGUGACGUGGCAAUCGCCGAAGGCAAGCUUGACGAAGCGCUCACUUACUACCGAGAAGCACUGGAUAUUCGUGUAGCUGGAUUCGGUACGCGUGAGCACUCGGGUGUCGCAGCAACGAUCCUUCAAAUCGGUCGAGUAGCCGAGGCCAAGGGUGAUUAUGAAGUUGCGGCGGCCAAAUUUCGCGAAGCUCUCGAAUUGCAGCGAACCAUCCAUGCUGGCCGGCCGCAUAAUUCGAUACUUCAUUCGCUGCUGCAACUGGGGAGCGCAACCCGUUCCAUGGGCAAGUACGAAGAUGCGCGUGCACACUACGAAAAUGCCCUUGAUAUGCGCAUGGGCAUGAUGCCCAACUCGUCUCCCGAAUCUGUCCUGGGCCUGCUAUACGAACUGGGAUGCACCUGCAUCUUGUGCGGAGACAAUCAGUCAGCAAAGAAGUAUUUGGAGGAGUAUGUUGCGCGAAUCGUCCAAUGCGCCGAGAUCGAUGUAGCAAGGACUUCUCUCAAAGAGGUAUAUUUGAAGCUCGCGAGAAUCGAGACCAACGACAAAAACUACACGAAAGCCAAGGUGUAUGCACAGAAUGCGAUCAACAUACAGUCGAAAAACGGCAGGGUCCACAGGGAGGCUACGGAACUUCUCGCCGAGCUCAAAGUAACUGAACAGGAGUAAAUGUGUCUGGCCGUUCAUUGAUCCAUGGCAGCCCCUGCGCAUACAGUGAGUUUGAUGGUAAUUCGGGCGAGAAUAGACGCUAUAAAUCAGAAUGUGACAUCGAGUUUAUGAGAUACAUUGGUGACCAACAACGCAUACACGGUUCAGGGGUGUGCUCCAUCACAAUGAUCCUGCUUUACUGAUAUUGUGACGAAUACGUGAACGAAGCAGAGGG